Messenger RNA from Peniophora sp. CBMAI 1063, 426 nucleotides. NCBI's taxonomy places the organism in Eukaryota, Fungi, Basidiomycota, Agaricomycetes, Russulales, Peniophoraceae. The record is from the annotation of a GenBank genome assembly.
AUGUCGAAUAAUUUGGGUGUACGCAACGACGCCGCCUGGGAGCAAGCAUACAAGCAGUGCUCCAACGGCGAUUUGACUGUCACGACCUGCUCCCCGACUGCACAGACGGUGGCAUACCAAGGCCAAUGGGUCCACCUCGUCUGGAAUGGCCAUCACCCCAGAUACGCCCGAGCCGGUCAAAUUGACGUCAAGGUCUUCCGCAACGACAGCAACGCCCAACCUACUCUCGUAUUUACACGAGACGGGGUCCCGAGCCCCACGAAAGGCCAGCACUCAGCGAACUCGAUGGCCGUCCAAGUUGCGGACUCCUGGUUCGCCGGUAACGAAGAGGGUUUCAACUCCACGAGCUCGUUUUAUUUUACCGUCGCUCCUGGCGGUGGUACUUCAGAGCUGCAGCCGGCGUUCAGGGCCAUACAGACGGCGUAA